Messenger RNA from Thecamonas trahens ATCC 50062, 1113 nucleotides. RefSeq lists its product as uncharacterized. The transcript has 2 exons. Lineage: Eukaryota; Apusomonadida; Apusomonadidae. The record is from RefSeq and is a predicted model, not a curated record. Bases 1 to 1113 code for a protein of 370 amino acids. Gene Ontology annotation, molecular function: protein binding.
AUGCUUGACGCGCUCGCCCCCGAGCUCCUUCACCUCAUUGUGUUCGAGUGCACGGCCCUGGACGCCCGCGACGUUCUUGCGCUCUCACUGUCGUGCCAGUACGUCCACGCUGCGCUCCUUGGCAGCGAGUACGGCAAGUUGCGGGCCCAGGCUCUGUUGGGCUUUGCCGCAUGCUGCACACGUGGCCUGUGGGCGGCGGCGGCACGGGCGCUGGAUGCUCGCGUUGUCGCCGCGCUCACGCUUGCAGACUUGGUCCAGGUAGCGUCGGCGGCAGAGUGUCUGGAGGAGCUCGCGAUUGAGCUGGUGGAGCUUGCAAGUGAGGAGGAGAAGACAACCAUGCUCUUGAUGGGCGCGUGCGAGGGUCUCGCUCGUCUAGUUGCGGUGCUGAUGAACGACGGCGUCGCCGUCGCCACCGACAACAGCCUUGCUCUCCGGGCUGCAUGUCGCGCUGGCCAUGCCGAUGUGGUCGCCGCUCUUCUUGGCCAUCCUGACAUUGAUCCAGCCGCCGCCGAGAGCGAGGCGCUUCGCAAGGCCUCCGCUGGUGGAUCGACCGCAGUCGUGGCUGCGCUGCUCGCCACCGGGGCUGUCGAUGCUGGCGCGUGCGGCAACGAUGCCAUUGCUAUGAGCUCCGCCAACGGGCACGCCGACGUGGUGGCACUCCUCCUUGCUCAUCCCAGCGUUGAACCGGGUGACAACAACCAGCGCGCCAUCUGCUGGGCGGCGAGCAACGAUCAUCCGCAAGUCGUCCAGGCGCUGCUGGCCGAUGCCCGAGUCGAUCCUUCGGCGCGCAACAACGAGCCGAUCCGCCAGGCGGCUGGGCGUGGCUUUGCCGCAGUCGUCGACUUGCUCCUCGCUCAUCCUGCAGUCGAUCCGGCCGUCGACUCUAACUAUCCCAUUCGCUGGGCCGCCCGCUAUGGCUGCGCCGACGUCGUCCGUUCACUCCUCGCCCACCCAGCCGUCGACCCCACCGCCGACUCCAACGAAGCACUCGCCUCGGCCAUUGAAGGCGGCCACACCGAGACCGUUGAUCUCCUCCGCGCUGCCUGCUGCCAUCUCGAUCGUUCGCCGCCAAACCGCAGCCCUCGCCAUCGCAAGGCCUGCUGCAUCUCGUGA